AUGCCUGCAAUGCUAGACGAUCCGAGUGCGCCGGUCAUCUUCAGGACCUCUGGCGACAUCCCAUAUCCCCCGCCUGGCGGCCCGCUACCCGUUGGCAUCGCGCCAUGUCAAGUUACCCUGCGCGACCGCGUCACUACCGCGACCAUUAUACCCUUCUCAGCGCCAAAUCAGGUACCGCUCACACUGUUAGCGUAUUUAUGUGACCAGCUAGGUCGCGAGAUUGAGAAGGGAGAUACGUAUCCCAUGGUCGAGCCGCUGGCCCUUGAGAACUUCGGUCCGUACUGGUUCGGUGUCUUUGGUGCCAUUAUGCUGCUGGGCGAGAUACAGGACGGGCGUGAACUACACGAGAUGGCGCGUAGAGGCUGUGAUUGGGAGCGCGAAUGCCUGGGAAGCUUCUACAUUAAGCCGAACUAUCCCGGCAGGUCCAGUCAUGUCUGCAACGGGGGGUUUCUGGUGACAGAUGCAUCGCGCAACAGAGGUGUGGGGCGUUUGAUGGGCGAGACAUAUCUGGAUUGGGCACCGAAGCUGGGCUACACAUACUCUGUCUUCAACCUCGUAUAUGAGACUAACGUCGCCUCCUGCCGCAUAUGGGAUGCGUUAGGCUUCAAGCGAAUCGGCCGGGUCAAGGGCUGCGGAAACUUGAAGUCAUAUCCAGGCGAGUUAGUUGAUGCUAUCAUCUAUGGCCGCGAUCUAGGCACAGAUGAUGACUUCGUAUCGGAAGAGCGUUUUGACAAGAUUCGCUUCUAUCUCAAAAACGGAAAGUACCCCAACGGUGCUGAUAGGGCGGAAAAGAGUCGCCUUCGUAGUGCUGCGACGCACUAUAAGCUCACUCCUGCGACAGACAACGAGCCGGAGAAGCUAUGGCUCAAGGGUAAGGAAGUUAUUGCGGAUGCUCAGAGGCAGUAUGAAAUUGCUCGAGAGGUCCACCAUAAAUCUCAUGGUGGCAUCAACAAGACCACUGCGGCUAUUGCAGAGCUCUACCACUGGGUCCGCAUCAAGGAAACCGUCAGUCAGGUCAUCCGUAACUGUCCGGAAUGCAGCGAAAUGAACAAGGGUCUCUCAGCUAUGCGGCAGAACCAGCACCUAAACCAGAACCAAACGCGCUCGGGUUAUCUACACCCAAACACUGGGCCGUCAUCUCUUACGCCAAGUCCACCGAAUCAGUAUCCGCCGUCUCAACCACCGGGUCUUCCAGACUCACCGAGUAAUCAACUUGAAAUUGAAGCUGCGAAACAUCAUGAUCCUUUUCCGCGGUACGCUGCCGGCAACGACUUCGACAUGCCAGUAGACCCGGCACUCAUGCAAGAUAUAAAACCCGGUCUAAACCUCGCUGACCUCCCACCAUCGCCGUUCCUUACUGCUGGUCAGGGACUUGGCGGCGUUCCGCAAAUGGGCCACCUCGACCUCCCCGGUGGUAAUUUCCAUGAUCAGUCGCGCAUGAGUAUUGAUUCUUCUGGGGCCGAUGAGCGGGCGCCCACUGCAAGAGAGGAACUGAGAAGACGGCUAAAUCGAGUCGCGCAAUAUGGGCAUAAUUGA
Messenger RNA from Cucurbitaria berberidis CBS 394.84, 1536 nucleotides. RefSeq lists its product as uncharacterized. Gene Ontology annotation, molecular function: acyltransferase activity, transferring groups other than amino-acyl groups. NCBI's taxonomy places the organism in Eukaryota, Fungi, Ascomycota, Dothideomycetes, Pleosporales, Cucurbitariaceae. The transcript has 2 exons. The record is from RefSeq and is a predicted model, not a curated record. The coding region runs from base 1 to 1536 and encodes 511 amino acids.